This is a messenger RNA of Paramecium octaurelia, 715 nucleotides long. NCBI's taxonomy places the organism in Eukaryota, Ciliophora, Oligohymenophorea, Peniculida, Parameciidae. The record is from the annotation of a GenBank genome assembly.
AUCACAUUCUAAUGUCUAAAAAGCUAACAAUCUCUAAAUUCAAUCCCAACAAUACUCAAGACAUUCCUGAACUGGAAAGGGUUGAAACCUACAGGACAUUUUAUAAAAAGAGAUUUAGAAAGCUUCAAGCAGAAGAGAGUCCAGUCUAACAGGUUGCUCCACAAAGCAUCCUAUUGAAACCGGGAUAAAUUCCAUUCAAAAGAUCUUUUCAAAAACCAAAAGAUGAUAUCAUCGAUGUUAAAAAAUUGUAAUUGCAAUUGAUAACAAAUAGUUAGAUCUGUGAAUUGUGGAGUUAUAAAUAUAAUCAUGUUGUACAGAAGGUCUCCAAACUAAACAAUGUGAGUGAAAUUCUAGAAAUUCAGAGACAAUAAUAACGAAAGUCCUAAAAAUUUAAAACUCAAAUUUCGUACUUUAUUGGUUCAUUUUUAUAGAUCAGACCAGAUACCUUAUAAUUCCAAUUUCUUUUCAGACAAAAGCAAACUCAAAACUACUAUCUCGGAUUACACUCUGCCAAAAAUAGAAUCAUUAUCUUCCUUUUAAAAGUAAGAAAAACAAAGCUUUUAAUUUAAGUCCAUUAUCCCCAGAGAAAAUUGUUACUAGUACUUAAAGUACCAAAAUUAACAAUGCAUCUGAUUUCAAAAGGAAACUCAAAGAUUUAAUUGAUACGUGUGAUAAUGCCUAAUUAUUUAGACCAAACAAAUUUAGUAAGAUAUGA